This is a messenger RNA of Alnus glutinosa, 731 nucleotides long. RefSeq lists its product as uncharacterized. The coding region runs from base 199 to 618 and encodes 139 amino acids. The record is from RefSeq and is a predicted model, not a curated record. NCBI's taxonomy places the organism in Eukaryota, Viridiplantae, Streptophyta, Magnoliopsida, Fagales, Betulaceae. The transcript has a single exon.
CUAGUGCUUUGCUAUUGGGGUUUCCUUUUACAUUUUCCUCACCAGGAUGUUUCCAAAACAAUUUCCCGGAAUAAAGGCCUGUGCCUUCCCAGUUCCUUCUCUACCUCCUUCCAUGCCUAUGCCUUCUUCCCCACACUAAAAAGCCCCCCCUAAUUCCCAGUUCCCAUCACAAAAACUCUCUCUCUCUCUCUCUCUCUCAUGGCUGCUCUGCAAGAAGACCCAUUAAGGGAGCAUCAAGAAGGAGAUAUGGAUGACAAUGAAGAGACUUUUUCGGCUGGUGGGUGUGGCUGUCUUAGGCUUUUGGGCAUCGGAUGGAGGCAAAGCAGUGGCAAAGAAAGCAAGCAUCUGUUGCAGGAUAAAAGAGAGCACAGGGAGACAUGGCUGAAUGAGAUUAAGCAGGUUACAGAGGUAUUCGGAGGGCCCAAGUGGAAGACUUUCAUAAGGAAGAUGGGCGGAUAUAAGAAGCAGACGAAUGGGUUUCAUUAUGAUCCACGCAGUUAUGCUCUCAACUUUGAUAAUGGUUUUGAUAGGGAAGAAGAAGAAGGUUUGGUUAGUCACGACUUCACGUCGAGGUUUCCUGCUCCUUUUCAUGAUGAAAACCGACCAACUGGAUUGUAAUGUCGAUGAUGAAUUGAUGAUUAUGUCCAUGAUUGCCAUCUCUUUUUUUCUUUUCUUUUCUUUCUUUCUUUCUCUUCUUCUUCUUCUUUUAUUUAUUUAUUUAUUUUUUUUUU